CAGUAGAAUAAAUUAGAGGUUAAGAGUGUACACAACAAAGUACACAUUUGAGUUAGCUGCAGGUGCGUGAGAGUUCUUAGAGCCAUUUCACAAUGCAUACCAUUUUUGUUUCUUGGGUUCUUCUAGGUCUGCUUGCUGCUUGUGCUGGCCGUCAAGCCGAGGCACGAGCUUUCCUCGUGUUCGGAGAUUCAUUGGUGGACAGCGGCAACAACGACUACUUGGCCACCACUGCCAGGGCUGACUCCUACCCGUAUGGCAUAGAUUAUCCUACUCGCCGACCCACCGGUCGUUUUUCGAAUGGCCUUAACAUACCAGAUCUUAUCAGCGAGCAUAUUGGCUCAGAACCCACGUUGCCCUAUUUGAGCCCACAACUCACUGGACAAAACCUACUCGUUGGUGCCAACUUUGCUUCUGCUGGGAUUGGAAUUCUCAAUGACACUGGAUUCCAGUUUCUCAACAUAAUCCGAAUCUACAAACAACUGGAAUACUUUCAGCAAUACCAGACUAGAGUGAGUGCUUUAGUUGGACCUGAGCAGGCUCAGCGACUUGUCAACGAAGCACUUAUUCUGAUUACCCUUGGAGGCAAUGAUUUUGUCAACAACUACUACUUGGUGCCCUUCUCUGCUAGAUCUCGACAAUUCUCUCUCCCGGACUAUGUCGUCUACCUCAUCUCCGAGUACCGCAAAGUUCUAGCGAGGCUGUAUGAAUUAGGAGCUCGUAGGGUUUUGGUGACAGGCACAGGGCCACUAGGGUGCGUUCCAGCAGAGUUGGCUCAGCGCAGCAGAAGAGGCGAAUGUGCGGUGGAGCUGCAGCGAGCUGCUUCCUUAUUUAACCCACAGCUAGCCGAUAUGGUCAACAGCCUGAAUAACCAAAUUGGCUCAGAUGUAUUUAUUUAUGCAGAUGCAUUUCGAAUGCACAUGAAUUUUAUCUCCAAUCCUCAAGCUUAUGGAUUUGUGACUUCAAAGAUAGCUUGCUGUGGCCAAGGACCCUACAAUGGCGUCGGACUCUGCACAAUUGUCUCCAACUUGUGCCCAAAUAGAGAUUUGUACGCGUUUUGGGAUUCAUUCCAUCCUUCUGAGAAGGCAAACAGAAUUAUUGUGCAGAUAAUCCUUACUGGGUCCAACGAGUACAUGAAUCCAAUGAACCUCAGCACUAUUUUGGCCUUGGACUCUAAGACCUAGAACUAGUUCUAGAACUACAAUGGGCGUGUUUGUUUUUCUAUCGUAAAACUUUCUUCAUUUUCUCAAUGUGUCUUCGUUAGUAUUGUCCAUUUAUUAUAAUUUUCCUUAUGUGGUGGAAAACGUUAGUGUGAUAUUGUUAUUUUGAUUUCAGUGGUUCGACUAUUGAAUAAUUUCAAUUUUAAUUAGCUUUGUCUU
Messenger RNA from Pyrus x bretschneideri (Chinese white pear), 1376 nucleotides. Its product is annotated as GDSL esterase/lipase At5g33370. Lineage: Eukaryota; Viridiplantae; Streptophyta; Magnoliopsida; Rosales; Rosaceae. The coding region runs from base 93 to 1181 and encodes 362 amino acids. The transcript is spliced from 5 exons. Gene Ontology annotation, molecular function: hydrolase activity, acting on ester bonds. The record is from RefSeq and is a predicted model, not a curated record.